Molecule: messenger RNA, 2720 nt
Organism: Microtus oregoni (creeping vole)
Lineage: Eukaryota; Metazoa; Chordata; Mammalia; Rodentia; Cricetidae
Gene: Atp6v1b2
Product: ATPase H+ transporting V1 subunit B2
Exons: 14
Coding region: 51-1586 (511 amino acids)
Biological process (GO): ATP metabolic process; proton transmembrane transport
Cellular component (GO): proton-transporting V-type ATPase, V1 domain
Molecular function (GO): ATP binding; proton-transporting ATPase activity, rotational mechanism
Source: RefSeq, a predicted model, not a curated record
CUGCGCCUGCGUCGCGUCGCUGCGGGGCCAGUCGGGACGGAGGAGACAAGAUGGCGUUGCGAGCGAUGCGGGGAAUCGUGAACGGGGCCGCGCCCGAGCUGCCCGUGCCCACCGGUGGACCGAUGGCCGGAGCUCGGGAGCAGGCGCUGGCAGUGAGCCGGAACUACCUCUCCCAGCCUCGUCUCACCUACAAGACUGUCUCAGGAGUGAAUGGUCCACUAGUAAUCUUAGAUCACGUGAAGUUUCCCAGAUAUGCUGAGAUUGUCCACUUGACGUUACCGGAUGGCACAAAAAGAAGUGGGCAAGUUCUAGAAGUUAGUGGCUCCAAAGCAGUGGUUCAGGUAUUUGAAGGGACAUCAGGUAUAGAUGCCAAGAAGACAUCCUGUGAGUUUACUGGGGAUAUUCUCCGGACACCAGUGUCAGAGGAUAUGCUUGGUCGGGUAUUCAAUGGAUCAGGAAAACCCAUUGACCGAGGUCCUGUGGUGCUGGCUGAAGACUUCCUUGACAUCAUGGGUCAGCCAAUCAACCCUCAGUGUCGGAUCUACCCAGAGGAGAUGAUUCAGACGGGCAUUUCUGCCAUUGAUGGCAUGAACAGUAUUGCUAGGGGACAGAAAAUUCCCAUCUUUUCUGCUGCCGGAUUGCCGCACAAUGAGAUUGCUGCUCAGAUCUGUCGCCAGGCUGGUUUGGUAAAGAAAUCCAAAGAUGUAGUGGACUACAGUGAAGAAAAUUUCGCCAUUGUGUUUGCUGCUAUGGGGGUAAACAUGGAAACAGCCCGGUUCUUCAAAUCUGACUUUGAAGAAAAUGGCUCAAUGGACAAUGUCUGCCUCUUUUUGAACUUGGCUAAUGACCCAACCAUCGAGAGAAUCAUCACUCCCCGCCUGGCUCUGACCACCGCUGAGUUUCUGGCUUACCAGUGUGAGAAGCAUGUCCUGGUCAUUCUGACAGAUAUGAGCUCUUACGCCGAAGCGCUUCGAGAGGUUUCAGCAGCCAGGGAAGAGGUUCCUGGUCGGCGAGGUUUCCCAGGCUACAUGUACACUGAUUUAGCCACGAUCUAUGAACGUGCUGGUCGAGUGGAGGGUAGAAAUGGCUCCAUUACUCAAAUCCCUAUUCUCACCAUGCCCAAUGAUGAUAUCACUCAUCCCAUCCCUGACUUGACUGGGUAUAUUACUGAGGGGCAGAUCUAUGUGGACAGACAGCUGCACAACAGACAGAUUUACCCACCUAUCAAUGUGCUGCCCUCGCUUUCCCGGUUGAUGAAAUCAGCUAUUGGAGAAGGAAUGACCAGAAAGGACCAUGCUGACGUCUCUAACCAGCUGUAUGCAUGCUACGCUAUUGGUAAGGAUGUGCAAGCCAUGAAAGCUGUGGUGGGAGAAGAAGCCCUGACCUCAGAUGACCUUCUUUACUUGGAAUUUCUGCAGAAAUUUGAGAAAAACUUCAUUUCUCAGGGUCCCUAUGAAAACCGCACUGUCUAUGAGACUUUGGACAUUGGCUGGCAGUUGCUCCGAAUCUUCCCCAAAGAAAUGCUGAAGAGAAUCCCUCAGAGCACCCUGAGCGAAUUUUACCCUCGAGACUCUGCAAAGCACUAGCUACUGCUGCUCGUGUGGCGUGAUUGGCGUGACCCUCUUGUGAAGUACUGGUUCUGUUUCCUGAUUCCUUUUGCACUCCUCCGUCCCUACCUUGUGCGGGAGUUUACUUACCUGUUACUCUGUAAUUAGAAACAAAGGCUAGGUAACUAUUGUGCCAGUGUUGCGAGGUUUAAACUGCUAUCAGAAUGGAAGAUCCCUGCCCAGAAAACCUCACCUUCAGUGCGUUCUUUAAAGGAGCAAAGGGGUGGCAUGAAGUUUGUUCUGAUGUAUGUAUUUGUACAUAGUGGAGAGCUAGUUGCUAAUAAUGUCUUGUUUGGGUCUCCCAAACCCUACCUCUCAACUCCCUUAAGAGUAUCACUGUUUUGAAGUUAAGAUGCUUCCAUCUCAAACUUAGGGACAAGGUGGAGACUGGAAGAAUUCUCCGUUCAGAAAAACCAUGAGGCUCUUAACUGAGCCUUCCCUCUGGAGUGCUGGUGUGCCUGUGGGUCUGUCCUCUGCUCUGCAGAUGGGUUUUACUGUCUGCUUGUGCUUUCCUAUGAGACGAGUUCCUUUCUGCCAGUGCUGUGAGUUGGAAUUCCUGUGUGGCAUCUUUUUUUGUGGCUCACCCAGAAUCAUGCAACAUUGCACAGUUGGUACCACCCUGGCAGUGGUGACGUGUCUUGUGCUGGUGAUUCCCACUGGGCUACAGUCAUAUAGAAUUGAGACUUAGAAAAAGCUGGGGUACGGUUCAGAGAAACCCUACAUCCCAUCCUCACCCUGUGUUUAUGGUGGUUCAGGUCUCUGUUGCCUCCUCAAUCCUGGGGUGGGGCGUGAAGAUGGUGAUGGCUUGCCCUUGGGUUUGCUGUUAUUUUCAACUCUGUUCAAUCCCCAGGCUCUCUGACCUAGCUCUGCCUUUCUUUCAUUCCUGCUCCUUUCUGGUGUGAGCCGUUAGCUCUAGUCUGUGCGCCUCUGCCAUGUCUGCUGUUGAGUCUCUGUGCUGUGUGUUCUCAGGUACAGCAGUAACUUCCCCAUUCUGUGCAUUCCAUCUUCCAGCUGUUUUUCUCUAAGGGGAUGGGGGGGUCAGCAUGAUUAUAUUUUAAUGUAGAAAAUGUGACAUCUCGUUAUAAAUGAAAAUAAAUGCUAAAUUAAAUGGAA